This is a messenger RNA of Knipowitschia caucasica, 480 nucleotides long. The record is from the annotation of a GenBank genome assembly. NCBI's taxonomy places the organism in Eukaryota, Metazoa, Chordata, Actinopteri, Gobiiformes, Gobiidae.
AUGGCCCGAGUUUUUGUCUAUGGCACUUUGAAGAAGGGCCAGCCCAACUACCACCGCAUGUUUCUCAGCUCCAAUGGCAAAACUGAAUUCCUGGGCACAGCAAAGACGGUGGAAAAAUUCUCCUUGGUGAUCGCCGGGGUCUACAACAUCCCAUAUCUCCUCAACCUUCCCGGCCAGGGCAAUCAAAUCCACGGGGAGAUCUACAAGGUGGACGAGCAGAUGCUGAAGUUCUUGGAUGACUUUGAAGGCGUUCCCACUCACUAUCAGAGGACUUUGAAAAAGCUGGAGGUGAAGGAGUGGGUCGCACAAGCCGGCGAAGAGACACUGGCCCCUGGGAGCAUAACCGAAGCCCAUCUCUACAGCACCAUGACGUACGACCCGGAAUGGAUCAACCUCCCUGCCUACGACAACUAUGACUCCUACGGCAGCCACGGGCUGACGGCUAUCCCAGCAAAUAGUAUCCCUGCUUAUGUGGACUGA